AUGUUCGAAAUCAAGUUUAGAAUACCCAUACCCGUUCAAGAUGGCAAUCAAUUGUGUUGUUCAAAGUUUGCACCUAAUGGUAAAAGUAUAGCUAUUGGUAUAGGUGAUCACGUAUUAGUAUACGAUUUAGAAACCCCACCAUUACCACCAAGAAUUGUACUUACUCAACACUCUAAACCCAUAUCUGAAAUCUGUUGGUCUCCAGAUGGCCAAUGCAUUGCAACCGCAAGUGACGACUUUACUGUUGGCAUCACUCAUCUUUCAUACGGACCCUUGCAUCGAUUGGUAAGUCAUACAGCUCCUGUGGUAUCAUUAGCUUUUAAUCCUAAGGGUAAUCUACUAUGUUCAUCCUCUAUGGAUGAAAGUAUAAAGAUUUGGGAUGUUUUGAAUGGGUCUCUAAUGAGGACUAUAGCAGCUCAUUCUGAAUCUGUGGUCUCUGUAGAUAUUCCGCAGUUAGACUCUACCAUAUUAAGUUCAGGAUCUUAUGACGGAUUGAUUCGUGUAUUCGAUAUGGCAUCAGGUCAUUGUUUGAAAACCCUGACUUACGAUAAAGAUUGGCAGAGUGAAACUGGUGUGGUACCAAUUUCUCAAGUUAAAUUCUCACAAAAUGCUAGAUAUCUUUUGGUUAAAUCACUAGAUGGGAUCGUCAAGAUUUGGGACUGCAUUAGAGGUGAUGUUGUUCGUACUUUCAAGAUUGAACCUUCCCAGGAGAGACAGUUACAAAGAUCCUGCGGUAUGGAUUUCUUAUAUCCAUCAGACGGAUCUGCUCCAAUAGUCGUUAGUGGAUAUGAGGAUGGUAAGAUUUACUGUUGGAAUUCUGCCACUAAGAAACUUUUACAAUUGAUUGAUGGUGAAACGCAUAGCGGUAAUCCUGUAAUGAGCAUUCACUGUUAUGGAGAAACCAUGUGCUCCCUAUCGCUCAAUGGGGAUUGCUAUGCAUGGAAAUGGACAUGUAAAUAG
Messenger RNA from Zygosaccharomyces rouxii, 960 nucleotides. It is a transcript of the gene SWD3, whose product is annotated as Swd3p. Gene Ontology annotation, cellular component: Set1C/COMPASS complex. NCBI's taxonomy places the organism in Eukaryota, Fungi, Ascomycota, Saccharomycetes, Saccharomycetales, Saccharomycetaceae. The coding region runs from base 1 to 960 and encodes 319 amino acids. The transcript has a single exon. The record is from RefSeq and is a predicted model, not a curated record. Gene Ontology annotation, molecular function: histone binding.